Molecule: messenger RNA, 1290 nt
Organism: Rubroshorea leprosula
Lineage: Eukaryota; Viridiplantae; Streptophyta; Magnoliopsida; Malvales; Dipterocarpaceae
Source: the annotation of a GenBank genome assembly
AAGUGCCUUUGGAGGUGUCGCGGCUCACCAAGUUAAUCUCCCUUGAUCUCUCUUGCGAUGAUUUGGGUUCUUUAAAGCUUAAAGAUCCCAACUUGCAGAUGCUUGUAAGAGAUUUACAUAACUUGAGGGAACUCUACCUUGAUGGCGUGAACAUAUCAGCAAAUGGUAGUGAGUGGUGCUCUUCUUUACCUCUUGCAGUCCCUAAGCUGCAAGUUUUGAGCCUGUCUUAUACUCAGCUUUCAGGACCCAUAUGUAAAUCACUUCAACAACUCCAACUGCUCUCAACACUUCACCUUAAUGGAAACAAUUUUUCCUCAGAGAUGCCAAAGAAGCUAAUGCUGCUACCUGGUCUGCAGAGUCUUGAUGUAUCAGUAAACAGGCUUCUUUCAGGAACUUUGCCAGAAUUUCCCAAGACAAGUGUUCAAGAGUUUUUAUCACUUUACUUCACCAGCUUCUAUGGACAGUUGCCAGAUUCAAUCGGCAAUCUCAAGCUGUUAAAGGAAUUGGAGUUAAGAGAUUGUAACUUCUCUGGUUUGAUACCUUAUUCUCUGGCAAAUCUCUCCCAAAUUACUCAUAUUGGUCUCUCAUCCAACCAUUUUCAGGGUUGGCUACCUUUUUUUGCAACCCCUGAAGAAAAGCACCAAAAUUAAUGCUAGCAACCAUCAUGGCUUUCUUCAGAGUCUUGAGUUCCUUUCAAUUGACAACAACUCAAUGGAAGCAACUUUGGAUCCAUCAAUCUUUACUCUUCCAUCAUUAAGGAAAUUGUUUCUGAGCCAAAACCUUCUCAGUGGUGCACUGAAGACAAUCCAUGCAGCAUCUUCAUCCCUCCUAGAAAUUUUGGAUCUGAGCUUCAACAAUUUGGAAGGUCAAAUUCCCGACUCUAUCUUCGAACUUCAACAUCUUAAUUAUCUUCUACUCCUCUCCAACAACUUCAGUGGAAUGGUUGAUGCAAGCAUGCUUAGAAACCUAAAGAGCCUACAACGUCUUGAACUUUCCCACAAUAGAAAUUUGAUGAUUAGUGACUCAAGCAACUCCUCCCUACCGAAGCUUGAGAGAUUAUUGUUGAAUUCCUGCAAUAUCAGUGAAUUUCCACAUUUCUUGAGAAACCAAGUUGGCUUGGUUGACUUAGACCUUUCAGACAACAAAAUCCACGGUCAAAUUCCCACCUGGAUUUGGCAUCAAAGCCUUCUGUACUUGAACCUUUCCCAUAAUUUCUUGAUUGGAAUGCAGACACCAAUCCCUUCCAAUUAUUCAAGUUCUUUGGCCUUCCUUGAUAUCAGCUCCAAUCAG